AUGUCUUACAAUUCUGUUCCUGGUGUUACUGUUCUCGCCCCAGUGAGCGAACCCCAAGCUCAAAUACUUACUGCAGAAGCUUUGGAGUUCCUUGCAAAGCUUCAGAGAGCUUUUAACCCUACUAGAAAGUCAUUACUUCAGCGUCGUAUUCUUCGCCAACAAGAAUUAGACCGUGGCAUUCUUCCUGAUUUUUUACCACAAACGGCUUAUAUUAGAGAAGAUAAUAACUGGCGUGGGGCUUAUCCUGCUCCCGGUUUGAUUGAUAGACGCGUUGAGAUUACUGGUCCAGUUGACAGAAAAAUGGUUAUUAAUGCUUUGAAUUGUGGUGCUUAUACUUAUAUGGCUGACUUUGAAGAUUCCAAUGCCCCGACAUGGGACAACAACCUUGAUGGGCAAGUAAACUUGCGCGAUGCCAUCCGAGGAACCAUUACUUAUACUAAUCCUGGAAAUAAUAAAAAAUAUGCAUUACGCAAAGAUAAUAAAAUUGCCACAUUGAUAGUCCGCCCCCGUGGAUGGCACUUGGAAGAAAAGCACGUUUUAGUUGAUGGAGAACCUGUUUCCGCAUCGAUCUUUGAUUUUGCUUUGUAUUUCUUCCACAACGCCAAAAAAUCUAUUGAAGUUGGUAUUGGGCCUUAUUUCUAUUUGCCAAAGAUGGAAUCUCAUUUAGAGGCAAGGCUUUGGAAUGACGUAUUCUGUGUCGCUCAAGAUCUUAUUGGCAUCCCUCGUGGUUCUAUCCGUGCUACCGUUUUGAUAGAAACCAUCCUUGCCGCAUUUGAGAUGGAUGAAAUCAUUUACGAACUUCGUGAACAUUCAUCUGGUCUUAAUUGUGGUCGAUGGGAUUAUAUCUUCUCUGUAAUUAAAAAAUUCCGUAAUAAUCCUAACUUUGUUCUUCCAGAUCGUGGUGAUGUAACCAUGACAGUUCCAUUUAUGGAUUCUUAUGUACGCUUAUUAAUUAAAACAUGCCAUCGACGUGGUGUGCAUGCUAUGGGUGGUAUGGCGGCUCAAAUUCCGAUCAAGAAUGAUCCAAAGGCAAAUCAAGCUGCAUUGGAUAAAGUUCGAGCUGAUAAAUUACGUGAAGUUAAAGCUGGACAUGAUGGUACUUGGGUUGCACAUCCGGAUCUUGUUAAGAUUGCCUUGGAAGUUUUUAAUGAAAAUUUAAAAACUCCAAAUCAAAUUUAUAUAAGACGUGAAGAUGUGAAUAUAAGUGCAUUAGAUUUAAUGAAUACGAAUGUACCAGGAGCUAUUACUGAAAAUGGUAUCCGUAGUAAUAUAUCAGUUGGAUUAACUUAUAUUGAAUCGUGGUUGCGUGGACUUGGAUGUGUACCAAUUCAUAAUCUUAUGGAAGAUGCAGCCACGGCAGAAAUCUCCCGUUCGCAAUUAUGGCAAUGGGCUCAUCAUGGAUCUCGCACUUCUGACGGUAAAACUGUUACAGGCGCAUAUUUACUUAAAUUACUUGAUGAUGAAGUUGCAAAAUUAGAAAAACAAUUAGGUCCACAACAAUUUGGUGCUAGUAAAUACCCAUUAGCUAAAAGAUAUUUAGCUAGUCAAAUUACUGGAAAAGAUUAUUCUGAUUUUAUUACUACCUUAUUAUAUGAUGAAAUUACAAGUGUUCAUAAUAAGGCUAAACUUUAA
Molecule: messenger RNA, 1632 nt
Organism: Funneliformis caledonium
Lineage: Eukaryota; Fungi; Glomeromycota; Glomeromycetes; Glomerales; Glomeraceae
Source: the annotation of a GenBank genome assembly